Messenger RNA from Eimeria acervulina, 1668 nucleotides. Its product is annotated as DNA-directed RNA polymerase III subunit, putative. The transcript has 4 exons. Bases 1 to 1668 code for a protein of 555 amino acids. Gene Ontology annotation, molecular function: DNA binding; DNA-directed RNA polymerase activity; ribonucleoside binding. The record is from RefSeq and is a predicted model, not a curated record. NCBI's taxonomy places the organism in Eukaryota, Apicomplexa, Conoidasida, Eucoccidiorida, Eimeriidae. Gene Ontology annotation, cellular component: RNA polymerase III complex. Gene Ontology annotation, biological process: DNA-templated transcription.
AUGCAUAACAGAAAACGCAUUCGUAAACCUGGGGGCCCCUCCAAGCAGGAGGGGCCCCCGGGGGGGGCCCCGGAUAUUGGGGUGUCUGUACAGCCUAAGUUCGGGCCUAAGAUACCGCAGAAAGCUGCAACUUCUGUAGGGGAAUCCAAGGAAGAAAUUACAGCAUUUGCUUCUUCUUCUCCUGAUGAUGCUCCUGAAACCCCUAUGAGGACGCCUACUGCCCCAACGGCGGCACCUUCUUCAGUUUCAGGUGUAUCGGCAGCUUCUUCAGUUUCAGGUGUAUCGGCGCCUUCUUCAGUUUCAGGUGUAUCGACAGCUUACAGUGAUGCGUGCAAGUCGGAUGGUGCUGAAUUGAGUAAAAAGAAGAUAUUGGGGGUGAAGUUUAGCGAGGACUCCUCUAUAACUUCGUCGUCAACUAGAAAAGUAUCAUUUGCUUCUUCAAAUUCAUCUUCUUCUCCCCCUACAAAACCCACAGAAGCUUCCUAUUCACUCGGAAAGCGCGUGGAAACCUUGCCGGACAAGUGGCGUCUCUUGCCCGCAUUUUUUGAAAGUAGAGGUUUGGUUUCGCAGCAUUUGGCUUCUUACAACUAUUUAAUUACGCACGAGCUUCGAUCGAUUGUGCGAGCUGCAGCAAAUCGCCUGAUUAAAUCGGACGUAGAUCCUUCUUUUUUCUUGGAGUUUAUUGACAUUCAGGUGGGGGAGGCUCGGCUAGAUGAGAGCAUGCAGCAGUUUAAACUGACCCCGAAAAUAUGCAGGGUGCGGGAGAUCAGUUAUGCCGCUCCUCUUCUUGCUGAGAUUGAAUACAGCAGAGGAAACGAAAUCGUUCGCAGAAGAGGCGUUUGCAUUGGCUAUAUACCCGUCAUGGUUAAGAGCAAAGCCUGCGCUUUAUAUGGAAAAACAACGGCGCAGAUUCAGCAGCUGGGCGAAUGCCCUUUAGAUCCAGGGGGAUAUUUCAUUGUAAAGGGAACAGAGAAGGUUCUGCUAAUGCAGGAGCAGCUGUCAAAGAAUAGAAUUAUUGUAGAGCUGGAUAUGAAGAGGAAUGUGUGUGCAACAGUGACUUCUGCUACUGCUGAAGCGAAGAGCAGAACUUCUGUUGUUUUGAAAGGGAGCCGCUUAUACUUGCGGCAUAAUUCUUUUCUAGAUGAUCUUCCCUUAUGCAUAGUACUGCGAGCUUUGGGGCUGGAGACAGAUCAGGAAAUAAUGCAAAUGAUAGGCACAGCUUCUCCUACAAGCAGCGAAGAAGCGGAUGGUGAAGCAGCAGGAGCAGCAGGAGCAGCAGGAGCAGCAGCAGGAGGGCAUGAAGCUGUUUCUCUUUCUCUUCAAGACUGUCAUGUAGAAGGAGUAUUAACACAACAACAAGCUUUAUUAUGGGUAGGGUCUCGCUUGAGGCCCCGCAUGCAUGGGCGCGGCUUCUUUGCUCCUGCGCGUGAGAGAGAAACAAAACAAGGAAAAACAGCUUUAGAAGAAGCUGUAGAUACACUGCAUCGUGUAUUACUUGCACAUAUUCAUAGCAGCGGGAGUGAUUUUCGUUUAAAGGGGAGGUUUCUUUGUUUAAUGGCGAGGAGAUGCCUACAAGCAGCUGCAAGCCCAGACCUGCUUGAUGAUAAAGAUUACUAUGGUAAUAAGCGUUUAGAGUUAGCAGGGCAGAUGGAGAGAGCUGUGGAUUAG